Melanaphis sacchari is the source of this 1437-nucleotide messenger RNA. It is a transcript of the gene Cdk5, whose product is annotated as cyclin-dependent-like kinase 5. The record is from RefSeq and is a predicted model, not a curated record. NCBI's taxonomy places the organism in Eukaryota, Metazoa, Arthropoda, Insecta, Hemiptera, Aphididae. Bases 317 to 1201 code for a protein of 294 amino acids. Gene Ontology annotation, biological process: protein phosphorylation; neuron apoptotic process; synaptic vesicle transport. Gene Ontology annotation, cellular component: nucleus; cytoplasm. The transcript has 7 exons. Gene Ontology annotation, molecular function: cyclin-dependent protein serine/threonine kinase activity; ATP binding.
UAUCAACUCUAUACUCUAUAGUCUAUACUUAAUAAUAGGUAUUAAAUACUUUAGUCUUAAUUCUUUAAAUUUAAUGUACUAAAGAAAAAGUGCAGUCGCAGUGUCACAGAAAUACAGAUAUAGAAUAGAUAAAUAUAAUCUGUCCUGUGAUAUAGUACCGCAUAGAAUACAGAUUAUUAUACAUAAUAUUUUAUAUCGGCUUACUAGUUUUUGGUAAUAUUUGUGUACAUAAGAUUAGGUUAUUGUCUUAUUGAUUAAGAUGAACCGCUUUUAAUAUUAUCCUCGUACAAGUCAUUUGAUAUCCUUCAUUAAAAAUAUGCAAAAAUACGAAAAACUAGAUAAGAUCGGAGAGGGCACUUACGGUACGGUGUUUAAAGCUAAAAACCGUGAAACUUUAGAGAUCGUUGCACUGAAACGCGUGAGACUUGAUGAUGAUGAUGAGGGUGUUCCUUCGUCGGCUUUGCGUGAAAUUUGUUUGCUGAAGGAGUUGAAACAUAAGAAUAUCGUUCGACUAUAUGAUGUACUUCAUAGUGAUAAAAAAUUGGUACUUGUCUUUGAGCACUGUGAUCAAGACUUGAAAAAGUAUUUUGAUAGUUUGAAUGGAGAAAUUGAUCCUAACGUUGUGAAAUCAUUCAUGUUCCAACUAUUACGUGGAUUAGCGUUUUGCCAUAGUCACAAUGUCUUGCAUCGAGAUCUUAAACCACAAAAUCUUUUAAUAAACAAGAACGGAGAAUUGAAACUAGCUGAUUUUGGUUUGGCUAGAGCAUUUGGAAUACCAGUUAAAUGUUAUUCUGCAGAAGUUGUUACUUUAUGGUACAGGCCUCCUGAUGUUCUAUUUGGUGCUAAACUUUACACUACAUCUAUUGAUAUGUGGUCUGCUGGAUGUAUAUUCGCUGAGUUAGCCAAUGCUGGAAGACCUUUAUUUCCUGGUUCAGAUGUAGAUGAUCAAUUGAAACGGAUAUUUAAACUGUUGGGAACACCAACUGAUGAAACAUGGCCUAACAUGACAAGUCUGCCAGAUUUUAAACCAAUGCCGAUGUAUCAGCCUAAUAUGACUCUUGUGCAGGUAGUACCUAAAUCAACGACUAAAAUGCGAGAUUUAUUACAAAGACUUCUAGUGUGCAAUCCAUCCCACAGAAUAUCAGCAGAACAAGCAAUGAGCCAUAUAUACUUUACAGACAUAAAUUUGUUACCAAAAUAAUUUAACAUUGCUUUUUAAUUUAGAAUUUUAAAUGCCAAUUAUAAUUAAAUGUGCAAUACAGUGCUAACAGUAAAAAUAAUAAUUUAAUUUCUGAAGUGUUAGUAUUAUGAAUCCAACUCACCAACUCAAGUAUAUAGUGUAUGUAAGAAUUAAUCUUUGUUACUUCUCAUGCCAUAACUGUUUUUUUUAUUCCAAUCUAAUUUUUGUCCUGUUCCAACCAGUUCUUAAUUUAUGAU